AUGGCAAAAAACGAAGAAUCAUCAAAGAAACGUCCACCAAAUUUUAGGCUUGAAAUUCCAGGUGAUGGGGAAUUUAGAAAUUCCAUCCAAGAAGGUCUACAUGAAGACUUGGAUGGCAUCAAUAUUUUAACAGAUGCUAGACAUGGAUGGCGUAAAAGCGCUAAAGACACAUCUGUAGUGGCCAUUGGACACAGAAGAAACAAUAAAUCAGAUGAUUUAUGGCAUUCGAUAAAGGCAUUAAAGAAAUCACUAAAAAAUAUAUCCAGUGGUAGUAAGAAGUCUGAGGGUUUUACAUGGAGUGAGCAGCUAGUGGACAGAACUGAACCUAUUGCCACUCAUAUUCAUUGGGCUGUUCGGCAUUGUGAUGGAAACCCCCAAAAGCUACGAGAGUGCAUAGAGAAUGUAAUUCCUCACUACGAAAAUUCACAUGAAAAGUGUCACCCAGAGUCACGACGCAGAAAAGAUGAAAAUUAUGAGCCUUCACGAGUUGUAUUAACCAUUUUAUUGUUGUCGGUGUCUUCAGCUGUCAGUGUCAAUCCUUGGGGUUGUACAACUGACUCUCUUUCUGAUUUAGAAAGACGAUUCAAUAAUUUGGAACAAAGGCUGGAAGUGCAAGAAAAGCUUAAUACUGAGCAAGAAAAAGUCAUUGAAAUAUCGAAAGUUAAAAAUAAAAAAUUAGAAGAAGCUGUGCAGACUUUCACUGCUACGAUGGAAAAUAAGGAAAAAAACGAUAACAGACCAAAAUUUGCGCUUGGAAGUAAAACAACUAUGCAAAACAAAACAGCAACAGACUUUGGAUUGAAUUCAUCGAACUCGGAACGAAGUCCAUCGAUAUCUGAUGCGCCUUCUAGUAAAAUUAAUUGUUGUGAAGAAGAGUUGUUGAACUUAAAGUACAAAAUUCGUAAAGGGAGAUCCAUUACAGGUGGAGUUGCAUUCCACUCGUACUUGUCACAUAAUGAAGUUAAUCCAGGGAGUCACCAAACAAUCAUUUUUGACAACGUUAUUACAAAUAUUGGUGGGAACUAUAAUCAACACUCAGGAGACUUCAUUUGCCCAGAGGAUGGGGUGUACACGUUUUUUUGGACAUUGUUUUGCUCUCGUGGUGGAUAUGUCUAUUCCCAAAUCGUUGUGAAUUCGAAUUCGGUCGGAGCCUUGUUUUGUAGUGGCCAAGGAGCAGACGAAAUAAGGGCAACAACAGGUGUUGUCGUUGUAGAGAUAAACUUGGGCGAUGUCGUGUAUAUUAGGACACAUCCUACUAACGGCAUAGCCGGAAUUAUUUACAGCCAUCCUACUUACCGAUCAUCAUUUAGUGGAUGGAAACUGUUUUAAAUUAAUUGAAAUCAAAAAGAAAUGUAAUCAUGCAUUAGGUACUGUUAUUCUUU
Molecule: messenger RNA, 1382 nt
Organism: Saccostrea cuccullata (small rock oyster)
Lineage: Eukaryota; Metazoa; Mollusca; Bivalvia; Ostreida; Ostreidae
Exons: 5
Coding region: 1-1329 (442 amino acids)
Molecular function (GO): protein binding
Source: RefSeq, a predicted model, not a curated record